AUGAAUACCGAUAAUGACGACGUUAUAAAUAACUCAACAAGCGACGAGGACUCAAACACAAAUAGUUAUGCCGAUACUGACGAAGAUUUCUUGCCAGGAGAUGAUAAAGAAUCAACAACAACACUUCGGAAAGCCCUUGAUCAUCUACUAGAUCUAUGCGGAAACAAAUAUCGAACGUGGGUGACUCAAGACUAUCAAGCACUGGUAGGACAAACUCGCCUCAACUAUCUAUGUCGGGGUCGUUCAAUUAUCAGAACUGUGAUGAACAUCAUGGCUCCGAAUGAUGCUAAUCAGCUGGAAAUAGAUUUGUUUGAUCAUCAAGGUGACAAGAAUGUAGUCAAACUCGAUGGUCAUUUCCUUUCUGUCAUGCAAGGCGUCACCGAAGCCUACAAUAAUGCCGAAUCGUGGACAACACGUCGUGAAAUUUUAUCGAUCAUAGCACCCAAAAUCAAUUUGAAACUCAUUCAAUCGUUUAUACCUGGCCUCACUUUGGGCCGCUUUACAGCUGCUCGCAGACACACAACUGAAUUUGGUUAUGGCGCUUCCAUUGAUAAGUCACCCGUCAUGGUCCAACGCUUUGACUACGACCAGGUCGAGCAUUUUAUCGAUUUUAUCACGUCCGAACACGUUUGUACGGAUCUUCCAUUUGGAGAAAAAUGUCUGAAACAAUCAAAUGGAGAAGAACUCUAUGUACCCAAUACUAUUAGAAACAUGAUUCCGACCCGCAUUAUCCAGCAGUAUUACAUCUAUUGUCAGGAAAGUUCGCUGGGCUUCUGUCCGUUAGGACGGAGCAGUCUAUAUUCGUUACUCGACGUUUGUAAAGCAUCAACUCGCAAAUCUUUGCAAGGAAUAAAUUACUUUGCUGCUGAUGCCGGUGAAGCGUUUGAUUCAAUUGAAGAAUUGAUCAGUGAACUUCACCUUGACAUAACGAAACAUCGUCGCGUUCUUGAGAAUUUGAAGCGAGGUCGCCAAUAUUUAAAAUCUGAUUACAAGGUACAUGUGACAAAAUCAUCCACAAUAGCAGACCAUUGUGCCACUUUUGCGCUGUCGGACAAGUUAGACAAGGACUUUCAACAGAUGUGCGAUCAUGAACAUAACGACACAUGUGAUGAAUGUGACAUUCUUCAACCUACUUUCGACGAGAUCAAACAUGACAUUGGCAAUUCUACCGCUGAUACGCAAUUAUCAGCUCGACUACUUGCUAAGUUUAUGUCACAUGAAGAAGCAAUUAAUGUCUGGAAGUCACAUCUGCUGCGUGCAAUUAAUCAAGAUCUAUGUCGGGAAGAAAUACUUUCGACAUUAGCCGAUGACUCAGUGUACAUUCACAUGGACUGGGCCAUGAAGUGGCUUCCAGAGAACUGGCACAUCAGUGUGGUUGCACGUAAGAAUGAACAAUCGGCUAAAGAUCCAGACGAGACUAUCAGUGAGGAGAAUUCAGUCGAAGACGAAAAUACAUACAGCUACUUGAUUAUCGUACAUGUAUUCGAUCACUGCAUACAAGACAGUGAAGCAGUCAUAGCCAUCUUACGUGAUGUCCUUCUUCGUAUUAAACAAGUCGAUGAUACUGUAAAAGACGCUUAUAUUCGCUCUGACAACGCUGGUUGCUAUCAUUCGGCACAAACCAUCUUCUCACUACCUCUAAUAUCAAAUGAAAGCAAAAUCCGAAUUCGUCGAAUCGACUUCUGUGAUCCUCAGGGAGGUAAAGGUGCUUGUGAUCGAUAUGCAGCCGUCAUCAAGUCGCAUGUGCGUCGCUUCCUCGAUGAAAAGCACAACGUAACUACUGCAGCCGAAUUCGUUGAAGCAAUCUACUCAAAUGAAGGCGUUCAAGGAGUUUGCGCGUACGAAGCCCGAUUGGACCAGCUAAUCCUAGGUCCUCCAUCGCAACUUGCUAAGAUUAGUCUCUUCCAUAAUUUCUCCUUCGAACCGCACGGUGUUCGCGUGCAUCGCUCAUGGAAAGUUGGCGAUGGUAAAUUUCUUCCAUUUUCGAAGAUUGAACCUCCAGACAAUAUUAGCACAAUUUUAUGCAGUGAUACGCCAAAACACAAAGCCGUUUCAUUUACAAAAACGCAAUCCAAGAAAAAACAACACUACUCAUCAAAACAAUCAACUGACAUUCCUAACAACACUUUCGUAAGUCGUCUUUUCGAUUGCUAUGAAGAAGGAUGCAUCAAGAAAUUCUUGAAUCCUGGAAAUCUCGUCAGCCAUCUGGUUGUUGGAAAACAUCAGCGUCUACCAGAACGCACUUCAUUACGAGAUACUGGAAUGCAGAUUUACGCGUCGAAGCUCGAAAGAGUCGGUCAGAGAGAGCUAGUAUCCGUUGCUCUUCAAAACACCACCACAACAGCCAACCGACAUGCAAUUAGGCAAAACUUAAGCAACGGUUGGGCACUUCCAAAAAUCCGAAAAGUUACACGACUUACUUCGAAACAAAUUGAAUAUUUGACCAAUAAAUUCAACGACGGUAUAAAGAACAACAUCCGAUGGAAACCCGAAACUGUGGCCGCUGAAAUGGAGUGCCUCAAAGAAAAGGGUGCAUUUGUUUUUGCUGAGAAGGAAUUCCUCAAAGCCAGUCAAAUUCGAAGUUACUUUUCCAGACUCAAAUCGAAUCGUCAGAAGCUUAAUGUCGAAGAUUUCAUCGAUGAGGAUGCGGAGCGCAUUCAAAGACGAGCAAGCUAUCGAUGA
Molecule: messenger RNA, 2682 nt
Organism: Rotaria socialis
Lineage: Eukaryota; Metazoa; Rotifera; Eurotatoria; Philodinida; Philodinidae
Source: the annotation of a GenBank genome assembly